Trametes versicolor FP-101664 SS1 is the source of this 1035-nucleotide messenger RNA. RefSeq lists its product as uncharacterized. Bases 1 to 1035 code for a protein of 344 amino acids. NCBI's taxonomy places the organism in Eukaryota, Fungi, Basidiomycota, Agaricomycetes, Polyporales, Polyporaceae. The record is from RefSeq and is a predicted model, not a curated record. The transcript has 4 exons.
AUGCAGCACAUCGUUGUAGACGCCGAGGAUACCAAGCUGUCCUACAUCGACAGCGGAGUCCCUCAUCAAGCCACGGAUGGGUACAAGACCAUUUUUGCCGUGCACGGGACGGUAUUCACCAGUCCCAUUUUUGAGAAGGUCAUGGCUCUCGCACAGGGCUCCAACAUACGCAUCGUCGCCGUGAAUCGCCGCGACUAUCCAGGCUCCACGCCACUCACCACAGAGGACACAGCCAUCUUGGCCUCCGGCAGUGACGAGCAGAAGGCCGCAUUCCUCAAGGCUCGAGGCGUUGAGGUGGCGACAUUCAUCGACCUCUUCGUCGAGCGCAACGGGGUACCACCCAUCUCCCCAGACGGACACACUGGGGGAUUUGCGCUCCUAGGCUGGUCCCUUGGCAAUGCCAUCGCUCUGUCAGCCGUCGCCAAUGUCGAAUCUCUUCCGCCUGCCGCUCAGGAUCGCUGGACAUCUGGUAUGCGGGCGCUGAUCCUGCAUGAGCCACUGACAGUGGCCAUAGGCUCGCCCCUCCCGCCGAAGGUCUGGUCUCCCCAGAUUGACCAGACUAUCCCCGAAGAGCUCCGCGGUCCAUUCUUCACCCAAUGGAUUACCUCCUACUUCAAGCACGGCGACCUCUCCACGCGAUCCCUAGACGUGCUCUCUUACAUCGUCCCAACGACUUUGCGGGUACCCUCGAUCUUCAGUAUGACCGAGGAGGAGCAGGCCAAGAUCGUGUACAUGCCUCCCGGGUCUGCAUCGGACAUGCUCUUCAUGGUGUUCUCGGCCGCACAGAUCAACGCGAGUUACAAGAGGGCAUGCUUCGACGCGGGCGUCCGUGCACGGCUCCCGCGGAUGAAGAUAUGCGCGUUCACGGGAGACGCGACGUGCGUGUUUUCGCUGCCUGCGCACUGGGCCAUGCAGGACGACGACAAGGCGCGCGGGGGAGGCUUCAUCGAUUUCAAGAUGGUGGAAGGCGCGAACCACUUCCUACAGUGGGAUAGUCCGGAGCUGGCGUUGGAGACAUACCGCGCAGCUAUGUAG